AUGGUAUAAAAGGCUACACUUUUUUUCGAUAGUCACACACUAAAUCUUCUUUUCGUUAAGAAAGGUUCACUACCAAACUAAGCAAGAUGUUCUCUUUCAAAUCUAUCGUUCUCGUCGCUGCGGCGUUCGCCAUUGGAGCUGAAUCCAGUGCAGUACCAGCUGUAGCUGCUGCCCCCCUGGUGGCGCCUGCGCAAAUCGGCUAUGCUCAUGCGGUACCUCAGAACAUUCCGCCUUACGCUGCCCAAGUAAGCGUGGUCAACAGGGCUCUCAGCCCGUUGGUGGCUGCUCCCGCCGUCGCUGCACCUUUGGCCGCCCCUCUGGCAGCACCGUUAGCUGCUCCGUUAGCCGCGCCUGUAGCUGCGCCCUUCGCAGCUCCCUUCGCCGCAUCUCCUUACAUCGCUGGACCUGCUGCAUACGCCGCUGCACCCUACACUGCUGCACCUUACGCCGCUGCACCCUACGCUGCUCCUUACGGUCUCCCCGGCCCCGCUGCAUACGCCGCUCCAUUCCCUUACGCCUCUGCUCCAUUAGUACGCUCUCCUUUCGGUUACGCCCCAGCGUACGUUCGAUAGGUUGAAGAGAAUACUCCAAGACCUUUCUUUGAAAAGACUUAUAACAAAGACUUAGUUAGAAAAUUUUAUAUGAAUUAAAUAAAAUUGUUGAAAUAUU
This is a messenger RNA of Manduca sexta (tobacco hornworm), 669 nucleotides long. Its product is annotated as eukaryotic translation initiation factor 3 subunit F. Bases 87 to 572 code for a protein of 161 amino acids. Lineage: Eukaryota; Metazoa; Arthropoda; Insecta; Lepidoptera; Sphingidae. The record is from RefSeq and is a predicted model, not a curated record. The transcript is spliced from 2 exons.